This is a messenger RNA of Solanum stenotomum, 797 nucleotides long. Its product is annotated as PLASMODESMATA CALLOSE-BINDING PROTEIN 3. The transcript is spliced from 3 exons. Bases 98 to 709 code for a protein of 203 amino acids. The record is from RefSeq and is a predicted model, not a curated record. Lineage: Eukaryota; Viridiplantae; Streptophyta; Magnoliopsida; Solanales; Solanaceae.
ACUCUCAAAUUUCCAACUCUCAAACCCCACAAACCAAAAAAGAAAAAGGAACAAAACCCCAUAUAAUUUCUUGAUCUUUUUCCCCCCUUCAAAAUCCAUGGCAAAACCACCAACAUUUCACUUUUUAUUUCUUGUAAUAAUAUUAUUACAUUUUUCAAUUUUAAACCAUGUUAAAGCAACAUGGUGUGUAGCAAGAAGUGAUGCAAGUGAACAAUCUUUACAAAAUGCUUUAGAUUAUGCUUGUUUUUCUGGUGCUGAUUGUGCACCAAUUUUAGAAAAUGGACUUUGUUAUCUUCCUAAUACUAUUCAAGCUCAUGCUUCUUAUGCAUUUAAUGGAUUUUAUCAAAGAAUGAAUAGAGCACCUGGUUCUUGUGAUUUUGCUGGCACUGCUACCAUUGCUAAAACUGAUCCAAGUUAUGGAUCUUGUGUUUAUCCAGCAUCUUCAAGCACUGCUGGUGGCUCUACUAUUACUACUACUCCGAGCACCCCCGGUGGUGGUACUGGAGGGACAACCACCACGACACCAAUUCGAUAUCCACCACCACCACCGGAGACUGCACUUCCUUUGAAUAGUAACGGAGGAACGACACCGCGCGGUGGACCGGGGAUUCCAGACUCAGAGACAUCUAAUGCUUCUAACAAGUAUUCAAAUUUGGUUCAUGUUGCAUUUUUUAUGCUUCUAUUACUUCAUGUUUUUCAACUAUUGUAGUUAUAGCCAUUCAUGUUUAGAAAUAUAGCCAUACUUUUGCUAGUAGUUUAAGGCUAGGACAUUACAAUUUUGGUUAGAAAAUGAAAGC